Gongylonema pulchrum is the source of this 264-nucleotide messenger RNA. The record is from the annotation of a GenBank genome assembly. Lineage: Eukaryota; Metazoa; Nematoda; Chromadorea; Rhabditida; Gongylonematidae.
AUGGUCAACGGCAUCGGCAGUUUUAUCCUAGCAUUUCUUUUAAGCAGUGCAGAGGCUGUUAUAACAACGAAAGGCCGUCGCUUUGUGGUCAAUGAGGGUGACAGUGUCGAGCUGCCGUGCAACAUCCAGGAUAUCGCGGAUGAUGCGGUGGUAAUAUGGAAACGAGGUGAGCAGGUGUUGUUCACAGACGAAGAGGUCUUUCAUGAGGAUCAACGAUUCCUUCUACACAGGGAAAACAAUGUAGGUUCUAACACUACGAUUUAG